AUGACCAAAGAGGCGGGAUCAAAGAACGAAAUCCGCAGCAAGCCUUUGGGCCCCUCUCAUGACUACCAGCGGCUGAAGAAGCUGAGCACUCAGCAAGCUCUGGAGAACCCUGAUUGGCGGACGCGCCCUUCUGAAUCCAGUGGCUCGUCGGCUAUGGACGACGAACAGAAGUUGCGCACCCUGAUAGGUGCUGCGAAGCAAUGGACUGGGCCAGAUGCCUUUCCGAAUACUCCAUCAGCCGGUGUCAGAUGUGAGAAGAGGCGCUCAUACGGCCUUCAGCCAACCACUGACUCGCCACAAGAUGGUACGACCGACAGCGAGCCGAGAUACAACAGACGCAAUGUCUUUUCCCUGUCUUCUGAGUUGGAACCCACGAUUGUCAAGGCCAUGGACGAGGAAAAGCCUGUCCAGUACGAGGUGCUGAAGCAGAUCUGCCUCUCAUCCUCGCGUGAGCACCCCCUGAGCCUCUUCGAAGUUGUCCCUCUCGGCACGGUCCCUGGCUUCUUGUCGCCGUCUGUCGUCGAGAUUCGACCCCUGAAGGAAAACGUGGCGCCAAGGAAGAUCUGCGAUGCUCAAGAUGAGCACAUGGCAGCGGAACUCAUGGCCGCCCGGCCCUCGCCCAGCAAGGUUCGAGUCCUUCCAAAGCCGCCAGUGCACAAAGAAGAAGGACAGAGGAAAUAUACCACCCCGGACAGGCUGCGCCAACCAAACAAGGCCCUUGAGCAACCGGAAACCUCUGCUACACGAAACAACAGGAGCGACACUCGUUCCAGUGACCGGCUGUCUCCUGGCCAGACGGCACGUUUGGUGACUGAUGGGCAGCCUGUAGCAGCGGCUGAGGCCGAGCGAGACGAGGCCUUCCAACGAUUUCUCAGGAGACUGGUCCAAAAGAGCAAGAGCUUGCAGAUUGAAAGACACCCGCAACGACAUGUCGGCUAUGGAGAAGACUCAAAGGAAGACGGGAGAGAGGGUUCGGCAGACACCUGCGUGCUACGCGGCCGGGCCAAAGGGGCCGAUGGACGAAAGGAGGCUCCCUCGAAGUUUUUCAUGAACCACCAGACACGAAGCUCCGAGCCUUCUCCCAAAGAAAGGCACAAAAGUCGUCCUACUGAGGAUCCUGCCAAGUUGAAGGACUUGAACCCCAAGGCACGAGAGUUUCUCUCGUUUGUCAACCAAGGCCCCAACUCGAACAAUGGCAACGCGUUGCUCUAUCAUCCGCUUCCACCCCUUCCAGUUGACGCAGCGAAACCUGUCGCCGACAACAGUGGACAGACCGAUGCUGUGUCUCUCCCCAGCCUCGGUCUACCUAACAUUUCUCCUCCUCCAGGACUCGGACUGCCCAACAUUGCCCCCUCUAUGGGGCUUGGGCUACUCACUGGCCCUACUUCCCAGCCGCAACAGCCACUGCCGUAUGGGUUUAUGCCGCCCGCUGCCCCUAACACGGCGUCAGACCCCAUGGCCUUCAAUAGCUCGAUGGCAGGAAGACUGGUACCGCUUCCGAUGAGCGCGGACCCCUCAGGAGCAAUGUUGAGACCGCAGGCGGUGAUGCAAAACAUGAUGGGAAAUACUAGCACAUGGGGCUUUCCGCCGGCGCCCACGACGAAUGUUACGUACCCUUGGAUGGGUGGUUCUGUCAACCCAUGCUUCAACAUGCCUCCGUACCUGAUGCCGGCCACGACGGAUGCCCACCAUCCACCGCAGCCGGUGCCCAAGCCUCGACGUCCUGAUCCUGGAGAUCAACAGGCAUACGAGGCGUGGAUCGAGUGGCGCAAGGCAAACGAGCCGGGCUAUGCCCUGGAGUGUCGUCUAAGACAGCAGCGGCGAGCUCAGCGGAGCAUGACGGACAGGGGAGAGACCAAGCCCCCGAUGCAAAAGAGCGAAGCCUCUGCCUCAUCGUGA
Molecule: messenger RNA, 1899 nt
Organism: Trichoderma citrinoviride
Lineage: Eukaryota; Fungi; Ascomycota; Sordariomycetes; Hypocreales; Hypocreaceae
Exons: 2
Coding region: 1-1899 (632 amino acids)
Source: RefSeq, a predicted model, not a curated record